Molecule: messenger RNA, 1158 nt
Organism: Salmo salar (Atlantic salmon)
Lineage: Eukaryota; Metazoa; Chordata; Actinopteri; Salmoniformes; Salmonidae
Gene: ip3ka
Product: Inositol-trisphosphate 3-kinase A
Biological process (GO): inositol phosphate biosynthetic process; phosphatidylinositol phosphate biosynthetic process
Cellular component (GO): nucleus; cytoplasm
Molecular function (GO): inositol hexakisphosphate kinase activity
Source: RefSeq, marked provisional
AGAAGAACACCUAUUGCAGUAUUGCAAAAUACACUGAAAGUUGCACUCAAAAGUAGUACUGUAAUUGAGAUAACCACGUCUGACGGAGUGCGGUGAAAUUAAAUUGUAGCACCCUACAAUUUUGGAUUACACGGCGUCGGUUGUGCACACUCCGCACGUUCAUCAGUCGAAUGCCGAAGGAGAGGGAGAAGAGGCGAAAGACCUCCAAGGAGGCAGGGCUGUCUGGCGCUGGGAUUGGUGAAGGGUUUUGUAAAGAGCGCAGAACAAGCUGCAAAGCAUCUGAGAAUUGCGAUGAAUUGUGCCAUAUGACAGAAGUUCGGAUACCUGAGGUUAACGCCGUUCUAGCGCAAUCUAGUAUGAUGGAGGUGCUCCGUGUACCGCAGGUGACAAUAACCCCAGAUGGAGGCUGCUCGCAGGAGAUCGAGCAGGAGGACUGGGCUGAUGUGGACGGUCCUCUACGACGGAAUAUGUCAAACUCCUCUAUCUCCUCAGCAGGUUCCUCCAUAGAGUCAGAGGAUGACAUUCUGAGUGACAACGAGAAAAGGAGCAAGGGGAAUAUCACAUUAGAACAUUUGUGUGAGCACACGGGAGAAAGCAUACCCUGGUGGACGCUAAAGAAUAUCGUCGUCAACUGGCCUUUUGUUGGCUCCCGGAGAAGAAACCUGUCCUGGGUUCAACUAGCUGGACACAAAGGUAAUUUCAAAGCUGGCGGCGAAGGCACCAUUCUGAAGAAGUUCUCAGAGAAUGAGAAGCUGUGCUUUGAGAGAUUGCAGGGUGACGUGCUCCAGGGCUUUGUACCAGGAUACCAUGGGGUGGUGGAGAGGGAUGGGGAACCCUUCCUACAUAUGACUGAUCUACUUGUCAACUUUGAUGAACCCAGUGUCAUGGACUGCAAGAUGGGAGUGAGGUAAGGGAGCAGCAGAUGGUCUGUUCAAUAAUAAUGUGCAUAAUAAUAAUACUAAUAUAAUAAUACUACAUGUCUGGCCCUUUAGGAGGGUUGGGUGAAAGGAGGUAUUAAGCAAUGUUGAGAAAAUGGCAAAAGAAUAACUGUUGGAGUAAUAUAAUUUAGCAGUAUCAGAGAGCAUUUUCCAUUUUUACACUUCAGUGCUCCUGAUAGCAGAACAUGCACACUGUAAACCUGUUUCUUUUUCUCUUGAU